GGGUAGGAGAACGCCAGUGGCUGGGGUUUCCUUGGCGAGUUCGAGCGUUGGUCCGGCGAGGGAAGGUGCCUCUUAUGGAUCCGUCCCGUUAACUGCGGGUCUGGAUCCGGCGCCAUGCCUUUGGAACUACUGAGAGGGUCCCUGAGGGUGCUAAAGAACUCCCUGCCCAGCCACCUGGAGAAAGUCGGGCUCGAGCAUUUGCAGCUGGGGCGCGAUUAUGCCGACCAAUAUAUUCAGGGAGUCAUUGUUACUUCCUAUCAACUGACUAAUCUUGGAAAUGGGACAUCUUUUUUCAAGAUAGUACUUCAAGAGUCAGAAAACUCAUCUUCCAGGAAUAGCAGCAUCUACAUUUUAAUAUAUGGGAAACUGGCAGAAGAUUGUGCCAAAGUUGUCCAGCAAGGGGAUAUCAUCACAGUGACUGGAUUCAGUUUGUCAAAGUCCGCUAGUGAACAUAGUAGGCAUUGCUGUCAGGUGGAAGUAUCUGAUGAAGCCAGCUCAACGAUUUAUAUUUGUACUAGAUCAUCACGAACUAUGACUGGGGCAGAAACAGUGGCCAUGCAUGUUGCUCCCCAAUACACAUACACUCCUCUGAAUCACCUUAAAAAUGGGACUGUUGUCAACCUGUACGGGGCUGUGAAAUUCUUCAAGCCUCCAUAUUUAAGCAAAGGAACUGAUUAUUGCUCAGUGGUGACCAUUGUAGAUCAGUCCAGUGUGAAGUUGGUGUGUUCAUUUUUUAAUGCAGUCAGAGAUGCCCUUCCACACAUCUACAGAAUUGGUGAUAUUGUUCGAUUUCACAGAAUAAAGAUCAAAGAAUUCAAUAAUCAGAUGCAUGGGAUUUCAGGCAGUGGAUUUGCUGCACUUACAUUUGAUGGUACCAUCGGAGCCCCAGUGAUUCCCCGAACAUCUAGCAAAACAUUUUCAUUUACAGAUGAAGACAAAAAAACUGUAGAAGACUUGCGUAUUUGGGUGGCAAGUAAUCUUCCUAAUCCAGCUCCCACAAAAAAAUUAUGUGACAUCCAGCCACCAAUGUUUUUUGAAUUCACCUGCCAACUAGUAGGAAAAGCUAAAGUGGAUGGAUCUUCUUAUCUUCUCAAGGUAUGGGAUGGCACAAAAUGCCGUUUCCCAUCUUGGAACGUGCUUAUUGGAGAAGACGACCUAGAGGGAGAUGGCUGUCGCAUCCGUCAAUUAAAACAUCUGACAGUGGAUGUUGUAGCUUUUGACAAUCAUGUGCAGGUGGCAAAACUACUAAAGAUUGGAGAGUUCAUUACAAUGUACAGCUUGCAUGUCAAAACCCAAAGUUCUGAUGUUGUACAAUUUCUUCUCCAUGGAGGCACUGGGCAUGGUCGUGGGAUUGCUGUCCUGCCAGAAAACCACCCAGACAUCAAAGAACUAAAGUCAUUUAUGGACACUAUAGACUUGACAGAAAGUGAGGGUUCAGAAAGAACUUCUCCAGAGCUUGAAAAUUCUUAUAGUUUAUUAAGAUCCUGUGUAGAAAGAUGUCAGCAGUUGUCUGUUACAGUAUUAACGGAUCACCAGCAUUUUGAUGUAACUACGCUGAAUACUAUCAGAAUGAGCAAGAUUCCCCAGCACUAUCGCAUCAGAGCUAAGAUGCUUAAAUUCGAACCUAAGAAACUCCAUCAGUCUGUUAAACUUCAUUGCCCCCAGUGCAAUUCAUUGCAAGAAGUUCCAGAUGGGACUGAACUUGAUUCAGUUUUACGAGAAGCUUCAGCUACAUGUUCAGAUCCAGACUUGCAAAGUAUAUUGUUCUGCAAAUCUGUUGUGUGGGAUACUGAAAAUCAGGGACAGCGGCGUGUAGCUGUUCAUUUUGUGGAACACAACGAGCUACUUCAAAACCCAGAGGACAGUUUAGUUUUCCUAGAAGGAGGGACUCUGAAUGAAAUCUUGAAGUUCUCUAAAACAUUUAAAGGAAUUAUACCAGUGACAUCCAAAGAAGACUGUCUUGUGCUAUUGGAUCUUUCAGUUCCAUAUUUUUGGCAAGGAAACAUGCAGUAUUAUGGGUGCAAGCACUGUUCAGAUCCUAAGGUCUUAGCAAGUCUGAGCUGUCUUGCUGCACAGGAAAAUCCGUCAUGGGAACACACUUCUAUAGCACAAGUGUUAGGAAUUGUACCUCUGCAAUACGUCUUUGUGAUGAAGUUUACAUUGGAUGAUGGAACAGGAACAUUGGACGUAUUUCUCCUGGACCAUAAAAAAUUCUUCCAAAUUCCAGCUUCUGAGGUCUUAAUCAAUAAUAUAUUUCAAGAGAAUAUGGAGAGGAUCAUGAAUAAACUUUGCCCUGCAGGCAAAACCCUAAAUGACUUACCAUGGCUUGAAUGCUUCAUCAAAUCUUACUAUGUCAGAGAUGGAACAGAAAAACUACUUUGCUAUCAAAUUUUUGAUACUACAGUUGCUGAAGAUGUCUGAUAUCUAACUGCUGAGAAGAUUCAAAGAUUAUAAUUUUUAAAAACUUUCAUUUGAAUAAAUAAGCAGUAGAUGGUUUUUUUGGUAAUGUACUUUUAUACCAGUUCUACCAUGUGCAUAAAUAAGGAACUUAUCUCAGAAUAUCAUACAAUUUAAAUGGGGUAUGUUCUGUUUUUCUUUACAGAAAAUCCAUCCGUUCAUUGAAAGUUCUUUUUAUUUCUUCAGGAUAAUUUAAAGAGCAUUAAAUCACUAACUACUACUGUAUUCAAAAUUCUUAACCACACAAAAUGCAGCUAAUAAAGAGAGUAUAUUGAAUGUUUCA
Python bivittatus (Burmese python) is the source of this 2740-nucleotide messenger RNA. RefSeq names its product protection of telomeres 1 (gene POT1). Gene Ontology annotation, molecular function: G-rich strand telomeric DNA binding; telomerase inhibitor activity. NCBI's taxonomy places the organism in Eukaryota, Metazoa, Chordata, Lepidosauria, Squamata, Pythonidae. Gene Ontology annotation, cellular component: chromosome, telomeric region; nuclear telomere cap complex. Gene Ontology annotation, biological process: telomere capping; regulation of telomere maintenance via telomerase. The record is from RefSeq and is a predicted model, not a curated record.